Messenger RNA from Lineus longissimus, 3186 nucleotides. RefSeq names its product leucine-rich repeat-containing protein 27-like. NCBI's taxonomy places the organism in Eukaryota, Metazoa, Nemertea, Pilidiophora, Heteronemertea, Lineidae. The record is from RefSeq and is a predicted model, not a curated record. The transcript is spliced from 10 exons. Gene Ontology annotation, molecular function: protein binding. Bases 145 to 1758 code for a protein of 537 amino acids.
ACCCGAGCACCGACUUUCUCGAUUUGCAGUGGAAUUUUGCUUAAUGACUCCUCGAUAACUUAAGGAAAUUCGCAAAUGUUUGGUUGUUGAUGGAAAUAAAUACAUAGAAUACUGUCAUUGUGUAAUCGAUGCAUUAAUGUGGACAUGUCGCCAUCAGAUGUUGACGAAAUGGGUUGCUCUACACGAGAGUUAAAAAUGACGUUGAAUGGUGACGCCAAAAUCACUGACAAUGGCAUUGGCGCUGGCGCUGGCGUUGGCAUUGGCGGUGGCAUUGGCGGUGGCAGGUGUUCAGAAUCCUCAAAUGUUUUGGAUAGUUUAGUAUUGAUGUUGAUUGAACGAUGCAAAGCCCUUGGGAGUAAAACAAUUGAUUUGAGUCAAAGAAAUUUGAUGAGAAUUCCAGAUGAACUCUUGGAACUGGGGGAGCUUGAGUAUCUCUAUCUGGAAGGAAAUAAUUUGACGUGUCUCCCAGAGGACUUUUUCGAUCGUCUUCCAAAUUUGAAAUGGCUCGAUUUGAGACGAAAUUACAUUGUAGGUCUUCCCAGUACAUACAUUGGUCGACAUUGUUGCUUGAAAACGCUUCUCUUGGAAGGAAAUGAGCUGAAGUCACUGCCUUUAGAACUUGGUCUUGUUGAGACUCUGACUGGUCUGAAUAUUGCGAGUAACCCGCUUGAGUUCCCAUCAUCAGAAAUCAUUGAACGAGGUGUCGAUCACAUUCUGAGAUAUCUUCGAGAAAUGCUGCUCACGAAAUCCGAGGGAAGAACUCCCUUAUCAGAAGAUUGUACUGAAGAAGAAUCAGUUCAAUCAAAAUCGUCUGUUGACUCAAGCCCCCCUGUUCCAGAAAUGAACAGAAUUGCUGAGCUGUCAAUCCAAGAUGGAGACACUUCAUCCGACGAAAGCGUGGAAGACUACCGGUUGAACCGCAAUGUGCAAGACUAUGGCUACGAACGACAAGAGUUCCGGAGUAACCAGUUGAACGAUCGCGCUUCAGCUCGGAGCGACCAGGCACUGGAUUCUGUGGGAUCGCUCCCAGGACAUUCUGCUGCCUUACAUAAGCCUGUGAGCUAUUAUCAGAUUCGACAACAGCAUAUGGAAAAAGUGACGAAGGCCGGUGGAUCGGGAAAGUUGAACAAAUCCAAGUCUCAUAGUGGGGGUUCGAGACGAUCCUCCAUCAAGUCCAAGAAGUCGGCCCAGUCCUUGAGUCGGUAUCCUACUCUUCCCCCAAUGGAGGUUAUCGAACACAAAGCUCAGGAGGAGAAGAGGUUGAAGAAGAUACAGAGUCUCAAAGAAAAACAGGAUGCCGUACUACAGAAGCGAAAAGAUACUGAAAUGCUGAAGAACUUUCAGACAGAGACGCGACAGAUGCAACGAAAGAAAUACACGCAGCGAUUGCGGAGAGGAGAAGACUAUGAAGAACCAGCCACCACUGCCCCAUUUGGAAUCGAAUCGGGAGAUUUGAAAAUGAAGAACAACGAGGAACGCAUUAAAGAAGACGUCAAGUCUGCCCAUGAGAAAAUGCGACGGGUGAUGUCACCGGCGAGUAGAUUGAGGCUGGAGGAAGCACGUUCUCAACGAGAUCGAGAACUGGAGCGUAAGAUCAAGACACACGCACAGGAUAUGACCGAGAGGAGGAAGCAUCCCAAGGGUAAUCCCAAAGAAGAGAUGGCUGCAGCUAAAAGAGAGAUGGAGAUCGUAAAAAUCCUGCAGACUGAACUCUUACGACGCUGCGGCGAUAUGCGACAAAAUCCUACCAAAAUCUGAUCAGCUAUUAUAGGCUGAAGUUCUGCACAGAGAGUUAAAACAGCGAAGACGGCAGCUGGAAUACCGGUUCCAAGCUUUUACAGGAGACACAUAAAUAUUGCCGGCAGAGACAUCCUUCUGGUAGAAACAUCAGCCUGGAGUUUUUUCAAGUGGAAAAAAGAACUUUUCGAGCUAAAAACAACUUGCAAUUCGUGCUCUCAAAUCAGAUCAGAUUUCUCGAUUUGAGUAAGGGACUAAACUGACUUUUCAGAACUUUCUGGUUUCACGUUGAGUUUGAGAAAUUGAAACCUCAGACGGGGGUCAUUUCCCUUGCCAUUAUGUCCAUGAGGAUUGCAACAGGAUUCACCAACCUUUUUGUUGCACACUCAGCAGUCGGCCACUGAGCAUCUUGCUGUGAUAUAAAGCGUUUUAGUAGCAGUUUGUGCCUAGCCCUAGAACAUGUAGAAGUCUUUACCUGACGCUUUGAUGUUGUUGACCAUUUGAUAAUGAUGAUAUUAAAAACAUUGGGAAGUUUUUCCCAGUUUGACUAUGCAAAGCUCUAAAGUGAUCCUUACCAUCACAUUCUUUGUAUAAAGAGUUGGAUAUUUUUAUUUACAUCGCCAUGAUAAAUGUGACCCAUCACAGCAAAAUCAGGCGCAUGUCGCUCUGAGCUUGGCAGGUUGAGACGGACUGUUUGUUCAUUUCUCUAUUGUCUGCCUAUUGUGAAAUAUGAGCACAUCAAUUUCUUCCAUUAUCUCCUGGUGUCAUUUAGGCUCAUCUUCUGUGCGACAUGCACCUGGUUUUGCUAUGACGGGUCACAGAUGUGGUAGGGGAGGGGGGGGGGGGUGAGACUUAAGUCGUACUUUCACCUAUCAAAUCCCUGUGUCUUUUGCACUUACACCUAUGAAUUUCCGUGUCUAAAUAGACCCGUGUGUCAAAUCCCCGUGUCUAUUAGCCCCAUCGAGCUCGAUGGGGCUAAUCGGGGGCUAAUUUAGACCCGUGUUCAACACGGGUUUUUUGAUAGGUGGAAUCUGAAUAGACACGGCAAUUGCAAGUUCUAAGAUCCGGCGACAGAUGGCGCGCUGUAGUUGCCUCGGUAUUCCGCAUGCGAAAUCCCCCUCCGACGGGAAAGAAACACAGGAGUGCUCCCUACCUACAGCGCACCUGUCGCCGGAGCUAUUAUUAAACCAUUAUCUAACACCACUGAUAGGUGUAAGUGCACCCCGGGUUUUUUGACACACGGCGAAGGUCUUGAAAAAACACGGGGUUUUAUGAUAGGUGGAACUACGACUAUAGACAUUUAACUUAUGUUGUGAAUGAAAUCAAUAUUUGUUAUUCGGUUCAGAAUUGGAUUUGUCUUGUUUGUAAAUAGAAAUACAAAAGGAUCAGGUCAGUUUCAACCUGUGUAUUGUUGUGAAAUUUGAAGGUGUUCUUCAUUAAAGAAUUUAU